AUGGAAUCUGAACAGCUACUGCAUCACUAUGUUUCGGACUUGCUACUAACCACUCUGGUAACAUUUCACGAGUUCAAGGAGCUGCUGAGGUCUCACACGGUCGACGAGCAGCUUCUGCAGCAUUGGUACCACUUGCUUCAAGUUAGGGAUGCGCAAGUAACCGCUGACUUGCAAGACCGAAUCAAGCAGUUUUUCAUAAGGCUGCGUUCUGAACUGCUACGGUACUUGGAGAGCGACCAGCUGUCCCACUCCCUCAGCCUCGAGACACUGAUCGACGCGCUGUAUAAGAUCAAUGACUUGUUGCUACAGCAUUUGCAGCUUCUGGACCAUACCAUCCACGAUAAAACCCUAGAGCUGGUACGGUUUGAAAAUAUGGUCCGCUCGUCGACCGGUAGAGACAAUGCCAUUCCUGACUUAUUACAAAUUAUACAAUCUUAUAUCAAUCUAUUAGAGGAAAAUUAG
This is a messenger RNA of Saccharomyces mikatae IFO 1815, 462 nucleotides long. It is a transcript of the gene NKP2, whose product is annotated as Nkp2p. Bases 1 to 462 code for a protein of 153 amino acids. Gene Ontology annotation, biological process: chromosome segregation. Lineage: Eukaryota; Fungi; Ascomycota; Saccharomycetes; Saccharomycetales; Saccharomycetaceae. The transcript has a single exon. The record is from RefSeq and is a predicted model, not a curated record. Gene Ontology annotation, cellular component: Mis6-Sim4 complex; kinetochore.